AGCGAUAGAAGUGAAAGAAACCUUAUCAAUAUUAUCUAAAUAGUUGAUAGGUAUUUAGCACGAAUCACGAAGGCAUUAGGUGGCAGUCACUCGACUAAAAAUGGCGACUUUGUAUUGCCCACAAAUUGACGUAAAACUUGCACGAAAUUUUGAAAAAUACGACAAAGCCAAUGCAAAUGGCGAGCUGCAUGUAUACAAUACUACAUCAAAGAACCGCGGAGUUGUGAAAAUUAUCAACAUUUAUAAAACAAAGCAUGAUGAUCCAAAAGAGCGAAGAGGCUCAGAAAUUGACGUUCAUAAUUUGGUAUCCCUAUUCGAGCAAAUGGGAUUUACCAUUGAUAUGGAUGAAAAGACUAAAACCCAAUCACCAUAUACAAAACAGGAUAUCAUCAAUAAUUUAACUGCGUUUGUUAAUAACAAAAAACUAAAAACCGCCGAUAGCGCGAUCCUCUUCAUCAUGGGUCAUGGAGGCAGAAAUUUACAUAAGAGAGAUUUCUUGAAAUUAGCCAAUAACGAAAAAAUUUAUUAUGAUGAAGUGUAUGAAUAUUUCAACAACUCCAACUGCAAAUAUAUGCAGAACAAACCAAAAAUGAUUUUCUCGCAAAUGUGCAGAGGAGAUGAGCCAGAUUCUGGUGUGUCUCUCUUCCAACAAGACGGGGCUUCAAGUUCCGGUCCAGUUAUGCCAAGCUUCACCGACUUGCUCAUUGCAAAUGCCACAGUUCCUGGCUUCGGUGCAAUGAGACUUACAAACGCUGGAAGUUUAUUCAUAAUCAGAUUGUGUGAGCAAUUUAUGACUUCAGCUCAUGAAGAAGACGUCGUUUCAAUGCUGGAUGCAGUAAACAAGAAGAUUUCCGAGGAACAAUUCUACAUAGAAACAAAUGUUGCUGUACAAGCGGCUGAACACACUAACAGAACAUUUGGAAAAUGUUAUCUUAAUCCUGGUAUAUAUCGAAAUGAUGAUAGAGUGGUUAGAUAUAUUAAAACUGAUGAAGAAGUGUCUGUCCAGCAAGUACAUGGUAAUCAGACCGCAAAUAAUCCAAAUAUUAACCCUAGGAAUGACGAGGAAAUGCGUUUAGACCGCAAAGGUUUUGAGCAAGCUGCUUAUAGAAACGCACCACAACCAGAGAUUAAUGCAGAACAUCGAGGAGGUGGUGGAGGUGGAGGCGGAGGUGGAGGCGGAGGAGGUGGAGGAGGAGGUGGAGGAGGAGGAGGUGGAGGUGGAGGAGGAGGAGGCGGUGGAGGAGGUGGAGGAGGAGGAGGCGGUGGAGGAGGUGGAGGAGGAGGAGGCGGUGGAGGAGGAGGAGGCGGAGGAGGUGGAGGAGGCAUUUGUUAA
Molecule: messenger RNA, 1333 nt
Organism: Dalotia coriaria
Lineage: Eukaryota; Metazoa; Arthropoda; Insecta; Coleoptera; Staphylinidae
Product: caspase-1-like
Exons: 4
Coding region: 101-1333 (410 amino acids)
Biological process (GO): proteolysis
Molecular function (GO): cysteine-type endopeptidase activity
Source: RefSeq, a predicted model, not a curated record